GAAGAAGAAACUAUUAGCUAGCCUGCUAGCUGGAAAGGAAACGUUCACUAUGGCCGAGACGCACAUUUUGCAAGACUUGCAGCACCAAGCAGCCAUCGCCUCCAAAGUCUAUGUACAGAGGGACUACAACUCGGGUACCAUCUGCAAGUUCCAGACCAAAUUCCCAUCUGAGCUGGAGUCUAGGGUGGACAAGCAGCAGUUUGAGGAGACAAUGCAGACACUCAACAACCUUUAUGCUGAGGCUGAGAAAAUUGGCGGCAAGUCUUACCUGGAGGGCUGCCUGGCCUGCAUGACAGCCUAUACCAUCUUCCUCUGUAUGGAGACCCAUUAUGAGAAAGUACUAAAGAAGAUUGCCAGAUUCAUCAAGGAACAGAAUGAGAAGAUAUACGCCCCUCUUGGCCUACUGCUGACCGACCCAAUAGAGAGAGGUCUCAGGGUUGUUGAAAUCACCAUCUUUGAAGACAGAAGUAUUGGCUUCGGAAGAUAAAUUACACCAAGGUUGGACUUACCUGGUGCUCCCUUGUUGUCUCUCCAUACUCAUCAUUCAUUCCUUCUGAAUGUACAUAUUUUAUAUAAUUGUUUUUAUUUAUUUCACAUAAGGGAUGGGCUGUUUGUACUAGUAGCCUAUAUCCCACAUGGACCACCACUGUUUUUACAUGUUUAUUGAGAUUAGUAAUUUGAACAUGUGAAAUGUCUUCAAGUUAAAGAUGCAGUCUGGGAUUCUUUUAAACCUCCCAUUUUGGGGUGGAUGUGUAAUAUGUGAAUAAUCUAUAAGUAGAAACACUAUAAUGCCUCAGUUAGCCUUUAAAUGCUAUAAAUUAGUUUAUUUAGAUGACUUAUGGCAUAUCAGCACAUCUAUGACAGUAAUAAAACAAAAACACAUGGGGAUUUGUAUUGGCUUUAUACAACCACUGUCAAAACCAGUGGUCAAAAGUCCCAGAAUGCAUCUUUAAGCAAGAUCAGACUUCUGAAUUGUGCCAUUUAUUUUUUGUUUUUGCCAUUUUUAAAAUCUUACUACU
Messenger RNA from Esox lucius (northern pike), 1019 nucleotides. RefSeq names its product golgin subfamily A member 7-like. Gene Ontology annotation, biological process: Golgi to plasma membrane protein transport; peptidyl-L-cysteine S-palmitoylation; protein targeting to membrane. NCBI's taxonomy places the organism in Eukaryota, Metazoa, Chordata, Actinopteri, Esociformes, Esocidae. The record is from RefSeq and is marked provisional. Gene Ontology annotation, cellular component: palmitoyltransferase complex; Golgi stack.